AUGACUACUUCAAGAAAUCCUCUUGAAGAUCCAACUGAUCCCUACUAUCUUCACCAUGGCGACAAUCCAGGGAACAUCCUGGUUUCUCAGCUUCUCACCGAUCAGGACAAUUACGUUUCUUGGAGUCGAGCUAUGCAACUCGCAAUAUUGGUGAAGAACAAACUUGGUUUCUUAGAUGGUUCUAUCCCUAAACCCUUUCCUACUGAUCACAAUAUGUAUAAUGCUUGGAUUAGGAAAAAUAAUAUUAUGAUUUCUUUAAUUUUAAACUCUGUGUCUAAAGAAAUCUCCUCUAGCAUUCUUUAUGAUGAAACAGCUGCAGCAAUAUGGACUGAUCUCAAGGUUCGUUUUCAUCAGAGGAACGGUCCACACAUUUAUAAUCUCAGAAAGGGAUUGAUGAAUCAAACGGUGAGCAUGUAUUUUACCAGGCUCAAAACUAUUUGGGAAGAAUUGUCCAACUAUAGACCCAAUUGCACCUGCAAUGGGUGUACUUGUGGUGGUGUCAAGAAACUUCAAGAACACCAUCACAUGGAGCACAUAAUGUCCAUUCUUAUGGGACUCUCGGAUCAUUUUUCUCAAGUUUGUGGCAGCAUUCUUCUAAUGGAUCACUUGCCUAAAGCGAAUAGGUUAUUCCACCUGGUCACUCAAGAAGAAAACCAAAAACGAAAUACCUCUACUGGAGCCGAUCCCAAUCCGAAUAUGGCAUUCGUUUUUCAGGGAGACAAAGCUUCAAACAAACAUCAAGAUUCCCAAGGUCCUAGAACCAAUCCUCCCAAAGGGAACAGACCUUUUUGUACACAUUGUAACAUACAUGGCCAUACAGUGGGACGAUGUUACAAAAUCCAUGGCUAUCCACCUGGUUUCAAGACAAAUAAACCCAAAGAAGCUGCUGCAAAUCAACUCCACACAAGCAACGAUACAAGCACAAACUCUGAUGAGUCUCACACUCUCCUUCCUCAACUUACUACGGUCCAAUAUCAACAACUCUUGAAUUUGUUGGCUAAUCAACAACCUGGUAUGACUAUCUCGGAUCAUAGCACCUCUAGAGGCACCACAGAAACUAGGCUUAUUCUCCCUAAUAAUGACACUUUGCUUGUUCACCAAAGUGGGUCUAUAGCUGUCUCGGAUCAAUUAUUACUCACUGAUGACAAACUCAGCAAGAAGGUGAUUGGCAAAGGUAAGACCAACAAUGGUCUGUACAUGCUAGACCUCUCACCACCUGCUCGUGUUUUUGCUAUUUCUGCAGACUUAUGA
Humulus lupulus (European hop) is the source of this 1251-nucleotide messenger RNA. RefSeq lists its product as uncharacterized. The transcript is spliced from 3 exons. Bases 1 to 1251 code for a protein of 416 amino acids. NCBI's taxonomy places the organism in Eukaryota, Viridiplantae, Streptophyta, Magnoliopsida, Rosales, Cannabaceae. The record is from RefSeq and is a predicted model, not a curated record.